AUGCACGCUGGCCGAGCGUAUAUAGUGACCGGUGGCUCAUCGGGAAUGGGCCUCGCUGUCGUCAAAAAGCUCCUCGGGCUAUCGGCCACAGUUCACGCCAUUGAUAAAGCUGGACAGAUGCCGGCCAUCGACUCCGAGCGACUUCACUUUCAUCCGAACAUCGACAUCAGCUCGCAUGAAAAGGUGGCGCAGACGUUCCAAUCAAUCAUACAAGAAUCCCCUGUGAUUAGCGGCCUGGUCAAUUGUGCGGGCAUUUUGCUCCCCUCCAGCAUCCUCGAGCCAGUCGAGAACUUCAACAAAGUGAUGGCAGUUAACGUCGGCGGAACGUGGAAUGUAGGUACGGCGUACCUGCGCUAUGUGUUGGAGCAGCACCCAGACACUCUCAGCAGGGCAAAGGAAGGACCAGUUCCGGAAGAGAUCGGGAGCCUGGUAAAUAUCGGAUCCACUGCCGCUCUUUUUGGAGCCCCGGGGAUUGCGUCCUACUGUGCAAGCAAGCAUGCUGUUCUGGUGCUCACCCGGACAUGGGCCAAGGACUUUGGGGAUAAAGGGGUGAGGGUGAAUUGUGUGGCUCCAGGGGGUACGGAUACCCCCUUGCUUGCUGGAGCACCUCCAGCUUUUGUUGAUAAUUACGUUAAGAAUGUGCCGUUGAGGAGACUGGCAAGGCCUGAAGAGAUAGCGAAUACGGUUGCCUUCUUGCUGAGUGACGAUGCUUCGUACAUAAAUGGGCAGGUUAUCCCUGUCGAGGGUGGAUUCCAUUAG
Molecule: messenger RNA, 759 nt
Organism: Aspergillus bombycis
Lineage: Eukaryota; Fungi; Ascomycota; Eurotiomycetes; Eurotiales; Aspergillaceae
Product: SDR family NAD(P)-dependent oxidoreductase
Exons: 1
Coding region: 1-759 (252 amino acids)
Molecular function (GO): oxidoreductase activity
Source: RefSeq, a predicted model, not a curated record